Messenger RNA from Thlaspi arvense, 342 nucleotides. NCBI's taxonomy places the organism in Eukaryota, Viridiplantae, Streptophyta, Magnoliopsida, Brassicales, Brassicaceae. The record is from the annotation of a GenBank genome assembly.
AUGGACGCCAUCUCGGAGAGGCUCUCUGAGCUCGAGAAUCUCUAUUUCCCUUGCGCCCUCCAGCCCUCCGCCAACACUCCCUCCCAGCGUAAAUCCUCCUACUCGACCUCAUCUCCCGCGACAUCAAGGUCUGCAAAGAUCAAGAACUGGAGGCUUACGUACAUGGACAGAUUGAUGAAUGACGGGCAGGACUUCUCGGAGGAUGAGAGAGAGCGCCAUACUUGCAGCAUGAGUAUGCAGGGAAGUUUCGGGAUCCUAGCUGGAGGAGCAUGGCGAGCCAGGCCAGGGGAGCGAUGGUGGGAGACACUGAUGAGGCGGUCAGUGGAGGCCAUGUUGGUGUAG